AUGGGACCAUAUACCUACACAGAUAAAUUCAAGAAGCAAUUCCAAUCUUCAAAACUUAACGGUAUAUUAUUUGCAACCCCUCCCACCAAACUACGAUCAGGUGACACUUUCCUUCCCCGCCCACCACCUGUCCCCCCUCUCAUCGCCUCCAACGCAUACCUAGGUCCCCCCUCUCAUUGCCUCCAACGCAUCUUCAAGGAAGCAGGAAUCAAGGUAUAUCACUCCGCUCCGAAGAAACUCCAUGGCUCUCUCCAAUCGCACAAGGACAAGAAGGACCCCUCCACCCGUGCCGGAGUCUAUCGCAUUCCAUGCGAAUGUGGUAAGGUUUAUGUCGGGGAAACCGGGCGUAACCUUCCCACUAGACUUAAGGAACACCGAGCACACGGAAGGAGGGGAGACUUUGAUAAAUCCGCCAUCGUCAAGCAUUCCCACAUCACUGACCACCGAGUGAACUGGGAAGCAGCAGAAAUCAUCGCUCCAAUCCAGGUGUGGCACCCGAGACGGAUUAGAGAGGCCAUCGAGAUUCACAAGCAUGACACCGUACCCCAAGACAUCGGCUUCCACAUCAACGACAUCUGGCUCCCCCUCCUCCCGACCAAUGGAACUUCUAUAUCCACGGUCACCCCCUAG
Messenger RNA from Asterias rubens (European starfish), 630 nucleotides. RefSeq lists its product as uncharacterized. The coding region runs from base 1 to 630 and encodes 209 amino acids. NCBI's taxonomy places the organism in Eukaryota, Metazoa, Echinodermata, Asteroidea, Forcipulatida, Asteriidae. The transcript has 2 exons. The record is from RefSeq and is a predicted model, not a curated record.